Durio zibethinus is the source of this 2128-nucleotide messenger RNA. RefSeq names its product putative amino acid permease 7. The record is from RefSeq and is a predicted model, not a curated record. Lineage: Eukaryota; Viridiplantae; Streptophyta; Magnoliopsida; Malvales; Malvaceae.
UCAAGUGGAGCUGUGAUAUGAUUUUUGGGAUUUUCUUCAUGGACAAAACCAUUAGGCUAUUUGUACCCAAACGAAACAUUGGCCCUCUUAUUGUUGCACGGACAUGACAGCAAACAUUGCAAGUAAUGUUGUGACAAUUGGGCCAUCAUGGGCUUUUCCAAUCAGCCUUUUUUUUUCUUUGGGGGUCCAACCUUCUAAAUCAACUUUGUUUACGUAUGUAUUUAUUCAGGAGGCUUACGAAAGCCCACAAAAAAAUUAAAGAGGGGUAGAGUUUAUAUAAGGCUGCGUCAUUGCAUGGGAUGGAUUAUAUGAUUUCCUUUCAUUGUCUCUCGUUCUCGUUCAGCUUGAAUACGACAAGCAACAACUAGGCUUAAGAUGAUUAAUCUAGUCUGACCUAACAUGCAAUCAGGAUACCAUGAAUUAAUCUAAGCUUCUUGCCGCUGGAUUCAAAGUGUCAAGAUUUCAACAGAAAUGAAAGGUGGUAAAUUUUUUACCAAAAUCGAUAGCCUACUUUGAAGGACUGGAUUACAAUGGCAGUUCAACACUCCCUCAAACUGGCUAAUGGCACCUGUAACGAUGAUGGACAUCCUUCAAGAACUCGUAUCGGCGAUUUUAGGACUAUUGCAUUUUAUUUGGUAUUAUGCUGUUGUUUUGGUCCAACCUUUAAUUUUACGGUCUGUGGGAACUCAAUCAGGAACCUUGUGGAGCUGUGUGGCUCACAUAAUCACUGCUGUUAUUGGCUCUGGAGUUGUGUCUUUGGCAUGGAGUACUUCACAGCUAGGAUGGAUAGCAGGGCCUACUGCUCUGCUUAUUUUUGCUGUUAUCACCUGUCUUUCUGCCUUCCUUCUUAGUGAUUGUUAUAGGUCUGAUGACGGAACACGAAACAAGUCUUACAUGGACGCUGUUGAACUCUAUCUUGGUAGAAACAGGACAUGGGUGUGUGCUUUGCUUCAAAACCUCAGCUUGUAUGGGAUUGAUAUUGCUUAUGUAAUUACUACUUCAAACAGUAUAAGAGCAAUUCAGAAAUCAAACUGUUAUCACAGAGAAGGGCACAAUGCUCCAUGUUCAUAUGGAGAUACUUACUAUAUGCUGCUAUUUGGAGCUCUUCAGGUUGUAAUGUCACAGAUACCAGAUUUCCAGAACAUGGAAUGGCUUUCAGUGGUUGCUGCAAUCAUGUCCUUUACUUACUCUUUCAUAGGAUUUGCACUUGGGUUUGCACAAGUGAUAGAAAAUGGAACGAUUAAAGGGAGUAUAACUGGAGUGCCCACUGCCAAUAUUGCUGAUAAACUAUGGUUAGCAUUCCAGGCCCUUGGAGACAUUGCAUUUGCCUAUCCAUAUUCAAUCAUUCUUAUAGAAAUACAGGAUACUUUGAAGUCACCACCACCGGAGAACAAGACCAUGGAAAAGGCCUCAAUGAUUGCAAUCUUUACUACAACAUUCUUCUACCUCUGUUGUGGAUGCUUGGGAUAUGCUGCCUUCGGCAACAAUACACCUGGAAAUCUCUUGACAGGAUUUGGAUUUUAUGAGCCUUACUGGCUCAUUGAUUUUGCUAAUGCUUGCAUAGUGCUUCACCUUGUGGGAGGAUAUCAGAUUUUUAGUCAGCCAGUGUUUGCAUUUGUGGAGAGAUGGUGUACCAAGAAGUACCCAAGCAGUGGAUUCGUGAAUAACUUCUAUACGUUCAAACUCCCAUUGUUGCCUUCAUUUCAGAUAAGUCCCUUGAAGCUAUGCUUUCGAACAGCCUAUGUUGCAUCGACAACUGCUAUUGCAAUGAUCUUCCCAUAUUUCAACCAGGUAUUAGGACUGCUAGGGGCAUUGAACUUUUGGCCUUUGACUAUAUAUUUUCCCGUGGAAAUGUACUUUGUGCAGAAAAAAAUUCAACCCUGGACCAGAAAAUGGAUUAUUCUUAGGAGUUUCAGCUUUUUUUGCUUGCUUGUGUCAAUAGUGGGCUUGAUAGGGUCGAUUCAAGGACUUAUUAGUGCAAAAUUUGGAUAAUCGCAUUCUUGACUGCAAAGAAAAACUAUAUAAUACGUAUACUUGAAUGUAUUUCAUGGAAACAGCGAAUGUAACUCUAAGCUUGAUAUUGGAUUUUACAGACAUAUCAAGCUUUUCAAAAUACAGCUAAAUCUAC